Oncorhynchus tshawytscha (Chinook salmon) is the source of this 4160-nucleotide messenger RNA. RefSeq names its product unk zinc finger (gene unk). Gene Ontology annotation, molecular function: mRNA CDS binding; metal ion binding. Gene Ontology annotation, biological process: cell morphogenesis involved in neuron differentiation. The record is from RefSeq and is a predicted model, not a curated record. Lineage: Eukaryota; Metazoa; Chordata; Actinopteri; Salmoniformes; Salmonidae. The transcript is spliced from 15 exons. Bases 686 to 3154 code for a protein of 822 amino acids.
CAGUGCCUUGGACCACUGCGCCACAUCAUGCAAGACUACAAAUCCCUGCAACUCCUGCACAGCCUCUCUAGUUGACACCUUUGCUAACAGGUACUGUAUCAAAUUAAAACUUGCCCAAGACAGUUCACAGAAUUGUCAAUUAUUUAUUACUACAUUUAGCUAACAUUAGAUAGUUAAUCCAGGGAUUACCUUUCCAUCUAUUUGGAAGUCGCAUCCAGAUCAUCAUGGAAUUUGAGAGAAUGCAAGCACAUUUGUUCGGCUAGCCGAGUUCUGCUAGGCACCAGCUGAACUGAAGCAUGCUGACACCUUUGGUGUUCCCACAUGGUCAUAUUUCCACGUUACAGCGCUUGUUUACGGAGAACAGACGGCAGACAAGAAGCGACCACCUGUGCUAAUUAGCCAUUUAGCAUGCUCCGAACACCUGUGUGUAAGCGUAACUUGGGAAGUGUAGUUUCGUUGGGUGGAGGCGCUCAUACCAUAGUUGUAUGGAUCUGUUAAAAACUCCUAUAUUUAAAGGCAAAGGGGACAGACGAUGUUGAACUACAUGCCCCACAGUUCUUAGCAAACCCUUCGAACUGACGCUUCCACUUCCUCGUACCAGGCGCAAGCGCGCAUCGGUAAAGAAUGCGGACUUUGUCGCACACUGGAAACAGAACGCUAGUACAAAAGCUUCAAAGAGGAAAACAUGUCGAAAACACACACAAAGCCCCCGUCCUCGUCGGGGGCUACGACCUCCGGUGGACCUUCUUCCUCCUCAUCCUCCUCGCCCGCAGGUGGCACGACGUCUCCCGCCAACGUCCUGCACGUACAGCCUGAGAAGCCUCAACACUACACGUAUCUGAAGGAGUUCAGGACAGAACAGUGUCCUCUGUUUGUGCAGCACAAGUGUACCCAGCACCGGCCCUUUGCCUGCUUCCACUGGCACUUUCUGAACCAGCGGCGCCGCAGGCCCAUCCGCAGGCGGGACGGAACCUUCAACUACAGUCCAGACGUCUACUGCACCAAAUACGACGAGGGCACAGGCACCUGCUCUGACGGGGAUGAAUGUCCGUACCUGCAUCGUACUGCGGGCGACACAGAGCGGCGGUACCACCUGAGGUACUAUAAGACGGGCUCCUGUAUCCACGAGACGGACGGGAAGGGCCACUGCAGUAAGAACGGCUCCCACUGCGCCUUUGCACACGGAUCACAUGACCUACGAUGUCCCGUCUACGAUGUCAGGGAGGUGCAGGUGAUGGAGUCUCAGGGGGGGUCGGGGGCUGCUGAGGGAGGAGGGGGGGAGGGCCAGUCGGGGCUGGCGGCCAGUACCGCCCUCAUUGAGAAGAUCCUGAGUGAGGAACCGCGUUGGCAGGAUAACACCUAUGUGUUGUCCCACUACAAGACAGAUCUGUGUAAAAAGCCUCCUCGUCUGUGUCGCCAAGGUUACGCCUGUCCGUACUACCACAAUAGCAAAGACAGGCGGCGUAGUCCACACAAACACAAAUACAGAGCGCUGCCGUGCCCAGCGGUGAAGCACAGUGAGGAGUGGGGAGAUCCCAGUAAGUGUGAGGUGGCAGAGGGAUGCCAGUACUGCCACACACGCACAGAGCAGCAGUUUCACCCUGAGAUCUAUAAGUCCACGAAGUGUAACGAUAUGCAGCAGUGUGGCAGCUGCCCCCGGGGCCCCUUCUGUGCCUUUGCACACCUUGACAACAAGCCCCCUAUCAGUGAAGAACUGUCGUUUCAGACCCCCAGCUCCCCACCUCUCCCCCCAGGACCCCAAGACCCUCACCCUGCCCAGGAAGGAUGCUCCAGCCCUGGGGGCCGAGGUGGAAGAUCUGGGUCUCUGUCUGGAGGUCCGUUCUCCCCAUCAGGGGGGGUGUGUGUGGCAGAACAGGGCCUGUUAGGGAGGGUGCUGUCGUUGUGUGAGGACGUGUGUGGGGGAGGUGAACCCCUCUCCCCCUGGGCUGGGGAAGGGGGGUACGGUAGGGCACCGGGGUACGAGAGGGAAGACCAUGCCAAACAGAAGAGUUUUACCAUGGACCAGCGCAACAGAGAAAUGGCGUCUCAUCACAGCAAACAGGACCUGCUGGUGUUCCUCCCAGUGGGUAGUCCUCUGAGUCUCUCCUCCAGUGUUCCCUCCAGCCUGGCAGCCACCCCUCCCAGCCCUGCCCCUCCUGGACCCCUCCACCAGGGCCACCACCACCAUGGAGCCCCAGCACCAGGCCUCUUCCCGGGCAUGAAUGCCAACGCACUGCCCUUCUAUCCCACCAGCGACACCGUCGAGUCUGUAGUGGAGUCAGCUCUGGAUGACCUGGACCUGAAUGACUUUGGCAUGUCUGCCCUGCAGAGAAGUCUGGACAGCAGCUCGGCUCUUCCCAGAGCCAUGCUGGGAGGAAAUCAGCUCCAGAGUUCUGCUCCUGUCAACAUUCCAGGAACCCUCUGCAGCUCUGCCCCUUUCAGCUCCCCCUCGCCCUCUCCACCAAUCAGAGCCCACCAAUCGCCAUUCUUCUCCUCCCAUCUAUCGCAGCCCAGCAAAUCAGAAAGCAGCUUCUUGGGGCCAUCGCAUAGCUCUUUAGGUCUGAAUGGUAUGAGCAGUAGUAUCUGGGAGCACCCAUCAGGCCAGGGUUCUCCCGGUACGCCCCCGGCCCUGAUACCCACCAUGGGCCAGAGCAUGGAGACAGCCCGGGUCCGACAGGAACUAGACGAUGCUAACAGACUACUGAAACACUGGGACCACACCUGGAGACAUACAGCACAGUCGUGGGCGGUGUUGAAGUCUGAUGCAGAGGAGUCUCGUGGCUCGGCCGGUCGGUCAGCUCUUGAAGCGGAGCGGGCCAGGCAGGCUGAGGAGGCGGCAAAGAGACAGACCUCCCUUCUCCAGGAGGCGCUGGAGAGCAUGAGGACAGGAGAGAACCCUCACUUGGGCCUCCACCAGCUCCAGCUGCUCCACAGACUGCCUCUAGAGUCUGUCCUCAGUUUGCAGGCCCAGCUCUGUACAUGUCUACACACUGUGGAACAGGUGGUGUAUAGAAAGCAGUGUCAAUGUUGUGUGACGUGUGGAGAGCAGGGAUCGGUCUCGCUGCCCUGUGGACAUGGUCUACUGUGUGACAGCUGCACCAGCUCUACAGAGUGCCCCCUUUGCCCAGAACAGAACCUAGAUCAGUUAUCCUGACCUAACUCUACUAUCUAUAGCCCAUAUAUAGAUAUGGUAUCCUCACUCAAAGACCAGCCCAAAGACCAGCCUCCGGUCCAUAUAGUCACUGAUUCAAGAUCAGAUUUUUUUUUUUACAUGCACUACCCGUCCAUAAGAAAUGAUUCAGGAUCAGCCCUAACCACAGACCUGGCUUUAACCAUUACAAGCUAAAUCAACAAUCUGACUCAGUUGUUAAAGGCAUGUAUGAUCCAGACAGCCAUCUCAUGAUGCAGCCUAAGUGGGCCACCAUUUGAAGGAGUACAAGGUUUUAGUUUUUACCGUUAGUUAUUAUUGUUUUGCUAAGGAGACUUAUAGUCCGAGGAAGAAUAGGGCUGCAUCUCAAUAGUAUAAAAAGGCUUCCUUGUCUCCUUCACACUGAUCUGAAACUACAGGAAGGACAUAUGGUGGAAGCCUACAAAGAAAUUGCAGAUUAAGGAAGGAAAGCCAUGUUAAACUAUUUGGACGCAGCAGUCUGUGUUGCUUACAGAUAGUUUCUGUGCGUGACUGACUCAGGUUUGCAGUCUAAUAUUAUUAUUCUUUGUUAACCGGAAAGAAUGUUAACACAAUCAAGAAAAAUGUACUAGUCAAUUGUGUAGUCUGAAAUUAUGCCGAUUUUUCAUUUUAAUAACAAGGCGCUUCACGUUAACUCAAAUGCCAGCCUUUUCUUUUUAUAAAAAUCUAUGUAUAAUGUUUUUGGGGCAUAAUUUACAUUUGUAAGCAUUUUGAUAUUUCACAGUAUGUCAAACUCAUGUCAAAUAUACACAGUUCUUGUAUGUCAUACUUGCUACAUGCACUGACUACACCAGGUGUCAGGCUUUGGAAACAGCAGGGGUGUGUGGGUGUGUUGAUAACCAGUGAAAAGACACGAUCACUACUAUACAUAGACCUGGCACAAAGUUCACACCUUGUCCUACUGCAUCCACCAACAGUGAUUCAUUUUUGUGUGUUUUGGUAUAAAAAAAUAAAACAAAUGUAUAUUUUUGGA